AUGACACAAGCACAAGUGCAGCAGAAUGCUGCUCAAGAUGGGCCAAGUGCCGCUGAGACGCAAGGCAACUUCGAUCUCAUCAGGAGAGUGAUGCUAGACUAUGCACCAAACAUGAGCGUUGAGAAGUGGGUCUCGCGGGUCACCGGCUUAACCGUCAUUUGGGCCAAUUUUGAAAGUCCACUGCUCAACAGCUAUAUCACAGUGGCGUCCGAGAUCUUUAAUGACAGUGGUGUCCCACACACGCUUGAACACUUGGUAUUUCUCGGUAGUGAACAAUAUCCCUACAAAGGCGUACUCGACAGCCUGGCGAAUCGAGCUUUUGCGCAAGGGACAAAUGCUUGGACAUCAGGGACUGAGACUUGCUACACGUUGACAACGGCUGGCUCCGAUGGGUUCCUACGCAUGCUUCCCGUCUACCUCGACCAUGUCUUUUUCCCCACGCUGACCGACGCUGGCUUCGUGACCGAGGUGUACCACAUCAACGGCAAAGGCGAGGAUGCAGGCGUCGUCUUCUCGGAGAUGCAGGGCCGUGAGAACACAAGCGGCGACCUGAUGGAGCUCAAGACGCAGCGCCUGCUCUACCCGCCCAGCUCGGCGUACCGGAGCGAGACGGGCGGGCUCAUGUCAGCCCUGCGCGUGCUGUCCAUCGAAGAGAUCCGACAGUACCACCAGACGUAUUAUGCGCCUCAUAACGCUGCCCUCGUCAUCUGUGGGCCCUUGGAUCGCCAAGCGCUGCUCGACGCCGUUGCACCCGUCGAGCAGAAGCUCGUGGGUAAGCAUCUCGCUUUUGGCGUGCGUGGACCGCCCGGCUGGAAGCGCCCUUUUCUCGAGACUUCUUCAGCCGUACCGCCCACCAUCGAGGCAAUCCCAGGGAAAGCGGCAGGCGAAGAGAAUGUACAAGCAGAUGCAAGACCCAACCGCAGAGACCGGCGCACGGCUGUCGUCGAGUUUCCCGAAAAGGACGAGAGCAUGGGCGAGGUAGAGAUCACCUGGCUCGGUCCCACGAUCGACGAGUGGCUCCAGAACGAGGCAAUCAGUGUGUUGAGCACCUACCUGACCGAGAACGCUGUAUCACCCGUCCAGCAUGCCUUUGUCGAGCGCGACGACCCCUACUGCACGGACGUGUCGUUCGGCAGCGCAGACAAGGCGGGCGUCACCACGCUCUAUGCGUACUUCUCCAGCGUGCCGAUGGAGCGCUUAGACACGCUCGAUGGAGAACUGGUUGUGCUUCUUAACAAGGUUGCGGAGAAAGGGAUCGACAUGGAUCGUAUGAAGACGGUAAUCAAGCGAGAUCGAUUAAAGCUGCUUAGCCAUCUGGAGACCAAGCCUGCGGACUCUUUUGCCGAUGUCCUCAUUGCCGACUUUCUCUACGGGAAGCGUGACGGAUCCGACCUAGACAAGGCCAUGGACGACAUGCGACGUUUCGAUAUCUUAGACACGUGGACAUCGGAGCAAUGGGUAGAUGUGCUCACACGGUAUUUCGUCGACGGCGCGCGUCUGGUUGUCAUCGGCCGACCAUCGGCACUACUAGCGGACAAGCUGCGUGCAGACACGAAAGAACUGGUUGAGUCGCGCAAGAAGGAGCUUGGCGAAGCUGGCCUCCAGAAACUCGAAGAGAAGCUUGAACUUGCGAAGAAGGAGAACGAUAAGGAAUUUCCGUCCGACAUGCUCAGCCGCUUCAAGAUCCCAGGCGUAGACAGCAUCCAGUGGAUUUCAGUGGGAACUGCGAGAAACCUGCCGACAGCCAAGUCUCCAAUGCCUCCAAGCGCAAAUAUUUCCGAACUGGAUAGAAAGGUACAGGCGCAUGUCGAUGCUGACGGUGCUUCUUUGCCCUUCUUUGUGCAAUUCGAUCACGUGACCUCAGCGUUCUUGACCGUCAGCCUCAUUUUUUCGACCGCAAACCUGUCCGCGGAGCUGCGACCACACAUUACUCUUUUCCUCUCGACUCUCUUCCUCCUCCCCGUCACAAAACAGGACGGCAGUGGGCAGAAGCUUUCGUAUGAGGAGGUGAUCAAGUUACUCGACGAGGACACGCUCGAGUACGAGGCGUCGCUCGGCGUCGGCUAUGGCUUUUCGGAGAACAUCUGCAUCGACCUGAAGGUUCCAAAGGAGAACUACGAAAAUGCGAUCGCCUGGCUCCGCGACUUGGUAUGGGGCGGCGAAUUUGCCGUUGAGCGGCUGCGGGUCGCAGCGGCGAAGCUCAUUCAAUCACUGCCAGAGCAGAAACGUGACGGCCGUAGCAUCUCGGCCGCCUUGCUGAGGCAGCUGACGCGAGAUGUGUCGCGCUCAUCCAGUGCGGCUAACACUGUCAUUGAGCAAUCUCGUUCGCUUCCGGAGGUCACGCAGCUGCUGGCAGACGAGCCAGAUAAGGUGGUUGCCAUGUUUGAGCAGAUACGAUCUACGAUCUUCCGCCCGGAGAACAUGCGCGUCUCCGUUGCGGGCGACGUCCUAUCUCUCAAGGCUCCACGUGACAGCUUCAGGAAGAACUUCGUCACAGGUUGGCAGCCACAAGACACUCUUCCAGUGCAGUGGGCGCGAAACGUGCUGACGCCUAUCGGCAAGAUGCCCUUUAAAAAGGGUCUGGUCUGCUCGCUUCCUACGAUCGAGAGCUCCUACGCCUACUUUACCGCCCGCGGUAUUGAGGACUACCAACACCCGGACAAUGCGGCGGUAGUAGUUGCGGUUGCUGUGCUCAAUGCUAUGGAAUCCUACCUCUGGCGGUUCAUCCGCGGCGCAGGCUUGGCUUACGGAGCAUCCAUCAGCAGCGACCCCGAAUCGCAGCUGAUCAGCUUUUCGCUAUAUCGUUCGCCGGAUUCUGCCAAAGCUUUUCUAGAGGCGCGCAAGGUCAUUCAGGCCUUGGCGAGCGGCGAGAUGAAGCUUGACGAGACCACAGUCGAGAGCGCGAAGUCGAGCUUGCACUUCAGCGUUGCUGAUAGCGAAGGGACCGUCGGAGCGGCCGCUUCAGAAAGCUUCAUCGAUUCGGUCAUGAAGGGUACUGGCAAGAACAGAGGCAAACGGCUUCUUGAAGAGACUGGCAGUGUCACAUUGCCCGCAGUGCGCGAGGCGCUCAAGAAGUAUGUGUUGCCAAUUUUCGAUCCGGACACUUCGAUCUGCGCCAUUGCGAGCACCCCGAGUCGGACCCAGGAGAUUGCAGAUGCGCUCACUGCGGUUGGCUACGAGAUGGAGACGCAGGACCUAGACCUUGGCGACGACGGCAGCGAAGAGGGCAGCGGUAGCUACACUGGUACCUCUGGCUCUGAGUGUUCUGCUUAG
This is a messenger RNA of Tilletiaria anomala UBC 951, 3273 nucleotides long. RefSeq lists its product as uncharacterized. The coding region runs from base 1 to 3273 and encodes 1090 amino acids. The transcript has 9 exons. Lineage: Eukaryota; Fungi; Basidiomycota; Exobasidiomycetes; Georgefischeriales; Tilletiariaceae. The record is from RefSeq and is a predicted model, not a curated record. Gene Ontology annotation, molecular function: metal ion binding.